GCCAAUCUUACAUAGCCCCACCUUUUAACCCCCUAUUUGCUGUUAAAAAAAGAGCAUCCUUUGAGUGCUCUGCGGGCGAGGAGGCUGCUCACCUGAGCAGCCAUGGCUGACGACUAUGAUGAGGCUGGCGGGAUGGAGGAGGAUAUUGGCAUGGGCGAGGAGGCCGGAUAUGACGACGCGGCGGCGGAGGCUCAGGAGGGCGAGGAGAAUAUUGAGCUCCUAGACCACGCGGACGGGCAAGCGGGGCAAGGCGGGGGCCCGCGGCAGCGGAUUACCACUCGCUACAUGACCAAAUAUGAGAAGGCGCGAGUAUUAGGGACACGCGCAUUGCAGAUAAGCAUGAACGCGCCGGUGAUGGUGGAGCUGUCGGGCGAGACGGACCCGCUGGAGAUCGCCAUGAAGGAGCUGCGCGAGAAGAAGGUGCCCUUCACCAUCCGGAGGUACCUGCCCGACGGCAGCUAUGAGGACUGGGCCAUCUCGGAGCUGGUGGUGCCGGACUGAGCCACAUGGCCGCUGUGUUGGGGGGUGGAGGGGGAGGGGAGGGAGGGGGUGCGCGGGCCUUGUGGGGCGAGGAGGAGGAGCCGGCAGGUCGGGUGAAGCGCUGCGGGAGCACAGCAGCGGCCGGGCGGGAAGAGGCAGCAGCAAUGGCGGCGGCGGAGGCGGCGGUGGCGGCGGGUCUUGGCCGGCUAGCUGGCGAGGGUGGCGUGGAGGAGGGUGGGAGGGCUGCAGGGCGAGUGCGCCCAGGUGUGUGGAUGGGAUCUCUGCCCCGUGGCACUACUGGCUGUGAGCCGCGGGCUGUGUUACUCAGGCGGAGUGUCUCCUGGGCCGGCCUUCGUGGCGUGUGGGCGUGCGUGUGUACAUGUGCGCGCGUAUGUAUGUGUGCAUUCGAACAAUCAGAGGCGGCGGCCGUGGGCGGCGGCUCGGGCCCGGGCUGGGUUGGAUGAGCGACAGGUGAUUCGCAGCGGGAGACGGAAGUGGAGUCGGAGCGGACCGUGUGCAUGGCCCAGCCACACGCCAGUGGCGGCGGGUUCUGGUGCUGGGAGGCGGGGCGGGGCCGCGGGGGUGUGCACUGCCGGUGCACUGCCGGUGCGCUGCCGGCGCCCCCCCUCCCCCCCCCCCGCGCACGGAGUUCGGACGUGGGCUUGGAUGGGGCGCGGGUGGCCGUUGUAAGCCCGUGUGCGU
Messenger RNA from Chlamydomonas reinhardtii, 1182 nucleotides. RefSeq lists its product as uncharacterized. Gene Ontology annotation, cellular component: nucleus; RNA polymerase III complex; RNA polymerase II, core complex. Bases 103 to 501 code for a protein of 132 amino acids. The record is from RefSeq and is a predicted model, not a curated record. The transcript is spliced from 6 exons. Lineage: Eukaryota; Viridiplantae; Chlorophyta; Chlorophyceae; Chlamydomonadales; Chlamydomonadaceae. Gene Ontology annotation, molecular function: DNA binding; DNA-directed RNA polymerase activity. Gene Ontology annotation, biological process: DNA-templated transcription.